Gorilla gorilla gorilla (western lowland gorilla) is the source of this 1908-nucleotide messenger RNA. Its product is annotated as lysine-rich coiled-coil protein 1. The record is from RefSeq and is a predicted model, not a curated record. Lineage: Eukaryota; Metazoa; Chordata; Mammalia; Primates; Hominidae. Bases 548 to 1327 code for a protein of 259 amino acids. The transcript has 4 exons.
CUCCUCCGCUCCAGGACAGGCCUCGCGCGCCCAGCCCGCCGGGCGCGCCCCGAGUGUGCGAAAUGGCCGACCAGGGCGCGGCCCGAGUCCCGCGCACCCCUCACCGGCCGCCGCCCCCGGAAGGAGACGCCAGGGCUUCCGAGUGGAGUGCGGAGGGAAGGGGCGCUCGGCUUGCGGAGGAAGCCGAGGUCGGAGUGGGAAACUAGGGGCGACCAAGAGGAAAUCUAGACCCGGAGCGUCAGGGAAAGGGAAGUGGGAUACCACAUUGAAUGAACAAAGACUGAACUUUGUUUACAGAUACCUUUUAUAAAAGAUGUCUGUGGAGUAGUGUUACAGUUCAAAUAACAAAGGAUUUUGCAUUAUGAGAUGAGUGAGAGUGGAGAAUUGGACAAAAAUUGAUUUUUGAUCUCUGAAUCGUGGUUUUUAGCUCACCAGUUAUUGUGUAGUCUCACUAUUUGAAAGUUCAUGCUGAAAAACUGAGUGAAUAUGAUCAGAUUUCUCCACCAAAUUCUCAGCCUGAUAAGGAAAAUCCCGUUUUGUCAACCUAAUGAAGCAUUCAAAGAAGACAUAUGACUCUUUUCAAGAUGAACUUGAAGAUUAUAUUAAAGUACAGAAAGCCAGAGGCUUAGAGCCAAAGACUUGUUUCAGAAAGAUGAAAGGGGACUAUUUGGAAACCUGUGGGUACAAAGGAGAGGUUAAUUCCAGACCCACGUAUAGAAUGUUUGACCAGAGACUCCCAUCUGAAACCAUCCAGACCUACCCAAGAUCAUGCAAUGUUCCACAAACAGUGGAAAAUUGGUUGCCUCAGUGGUUACCAGCCCAUGACAGCAGAUUGAGACUAGACUCUCUGAGCUACUGUCAGUUCACCAGGGACUGUUUCUCAGAAAAACCAGUACCCCUGAACUUUAAUCAACAAGAAUAUAUUUGUGGCUCACAUGGUGUAGAACCUAGAGUUUACAAGCACUUCUCCUCAGAUAACAGUACCAGUACUCAUCAAGCCAGUCACAAACAGAUACAUCAGAAGAGGAAAAGGCACCCAGAGGAAGGCAGAGAAAAAUCAGAGGAGGAGCGGUCUAAGCAUAAGAGAAAAAAAAGCUGCGAGGAAAUUGACUUAGACAAACACAAGAGCAUCCAAAGAAAGAAAACAGAGGUGGAAAUAGAAACCGUACAUGUCAGUACAGAAAAGCUUAAGAAUCGAAAGGAGAAAAAAAGCCGAGAUGUAGUCUCUAAGAAAGAGGAACGUAAGCGUACAAAAAAGAAAAAGGAACAAGGCCAAGAAAGGACAGAGGAGGAAAUGCUUUGGGACCAGUCUAUUCUUGGAUUUUGAAGCUUUCAAAGUUGGUUCUCCCAAAGUUAAAUUGAAAAAAUAGGUGAGAGCUUGGUUUUAUGAUAUCCGUGUUCAUACCACUUUUCUUAUGUGAAUAGGUUCUUUAACUUCUAACAAAGGCCUAGUAAACAGAAAGUGUUUAGCAUGCUUGCUCUCCAACACAGAAAUUGCUUUUCCUCAUUUUCUAAAAGCAUUAUUACAUUUUUUGAACAUAUAGUGUAAUUUCCUUUAAUGAAAGUGACUCUGCUUUUAUUCAUCAAAUUGCUUUGAUGGUGGAAUUAUUUUCUGUUGGGAGGUUAUUUAUUUUAAAUUGGAGGAUUAAUGACCUUUGUACAAUCCGUUUCUUGAUUGGGUUUGUUAUAGUUUUGAGUUGGGUAUUUUAUGUUCAUUGGUUUUUCUCUGUGAAGCAAUUUUUUUCUCCUUUAUUAGAUCUAACUUGCAGUGUAUUUUCUAGGCUGGAAAGUGGAAAAUGAAAUAUAUUAUAAUCUUAGGUUACAUAAAGUUUCUAAAGUUUCAAAGAGUCUUGAUACAAAAUCAGUUUAUAUUCUGAAAAUAUUUAUAAUAAAGUAUUCUAAUUUCUA